Eptesicus fuscus (big brown bat) is the source of this 1232-nucleotide messenger RNA. It is a transcript of the gene ZNF428, whose product is annotated as zinc finger protein 428. Lineage: Eukaryota; Metazoa; Chordata; Mammalia; Chiroptera; Vespertilionidae. The transcript is spliced from 5 exons. The coding region runs from base 491 to 1153 and encodes 220 amino acids. The record is from RefSeq and is a predicted model, not a curated record.
AAUCCCGGCCGAGCUGGCGUUCCCCUACCCCUGGCUCAUCCCAUCUUCUAUAAAGCGCGUUCCUGCCCCGCACACGCACGCGCGAGCCCUGCAAUUUCUCCAUCUGGCCGGUGGCGGACUGUACCAAGUAAACCCGGACAGCGAGGGGCAAAGCCCGGAACCCCCUGCGCUGGCCUCACGAUGGCCCGACUCGGAUAGCCCCUCUUCACACUGUGCGCCAGGAAUGGUCCAUCUCGGCGCGCAAGCGCCCUAGGCUCUUCACGCCCCUCGCGCUCCUUCCCAUCCUACUCGCAGCGCAGGCGCCAAGCCCAGGCGUGCAGCCACCGCCGCCGCCGCCGCCGCCGCGCCGGAGCGGGGGCCGCCCUAGCCGCAUCCCUCUACCGGCUGGCACCCUGCAUUAGAGAACUUGUGGCCCAGGUGUAGCUGCGGAGAGCUGGCCGGGGAGAGACGCUGCCUAGCUUCCGCUCUGCUCCCGUCUCCUCCUCUGGCCAUGACAGAGACUCGUGAGCCAGCUGAAACGGGAGGCUAUGCCAGCUUGGAAGAAGAUGAUGAGGACCUCUCUCCAGGCCCUGAGCAUUCCUCUAAUUCCGAAUACACACACUCAGAGCCGGACUCCGAAGAGGAAGAAGAUGAGGAGGAGGAGGAAGAGGAGACCACUGACGACCCCGAAUAUGACCCUGGCUACAAAGUGAAGCAGCGCCUGGGUGGGGGCCGUGGGGGCCCAUCCCGCCGGGCUCCCCGUGCAGCCCAGCCCCCGGACCCCCCAGCCCAGCCCUGCCAGCUCUGUGGCCGCUCAUCCCUCGGGGAGGCCCCACCGGGCACUCCGCCUUGCCGGCUCUGCCGUCCCACUGCAGCCCCCCAGGAAGCACCAGCUCCCGAAGUCAGGGUGCUUGGGGAGGGAGAGGGAGAGCCACCUCGGGCUGGGGAGGGCCAGGGCCAACCCGCUGGGCAGGAGGAGGAGCAGGACGAGGACGAGGAGGGCACCUACCACUGCACGGAGUGCGAGGAUUCCUUCGACAGCCUUGGGGAGCUGCAUGGGCACUUCAUGCUGCAUGCCCGGGAAGCUUGGCAACUAAGAACCUUCGAGAAUAGAACCGGAAUUUCCACAAUGACCAUCAAGUCAUCGCUCACAGUGGACCAGGCCCUGGGCUAAGCGCAAAGCUCCUCGAAUCUGCUGUUCUAUGUGAAAACAACCAUACACAAUAUGUAAAUGAACAAGCAUGACUGUGUUC